AUGGACACGACGGCGGCACAGAUCGCCGUGCCGUCAAUGAAUACCCCGGGCAGUGGAGACUGGGGUCAGGUCACUGACGCCCUGCCCCCCGUCAGCCCGGGCAGUGGAGGCUGGGGUCAGGUCACUGACGCCCUGCCCCCCGUCAGCCCGGGCAGUGGAAGCUGGGGUCAGGUUACUGACACCCUGCCCCCCGUCAGCCCGGGCAGUGGAGGCUGGGGUCAGGUUACUGACACCCUGCCCCCCGUCAGCCCGGGCAGUGGAAGCUGGGGUCAGGUUACUGACACCCUGCCCCCCGCCAGCCCGGGCAGUGGCGGCUGGGGUCAGGUUACUGACACCCUGCCCCCCGUCAGCCUGGGCAGUGGCGGCUGGGGUCAGGUUACUGACACCCUGCCCCCCGUCAGCCUGGGCAGUGGCGGCUGGGGUCAGGUUACUGACACCCUGCCCCCCGUCAGCCUGGGCAGUGGCGGCUGGGGUCAGGUUACUGACACCCUGCCCCCCGUCAGCCCGGGCAGUGGCGGCUGGGGUCAGGUGGCGGCUGGGGUCAGGUUACUGACACCUGCCCCCGUCAGCCUGGGCAGUGGCGGCUGGGGUCAGGUUACUGACACCCUGCCCCCCGUCAGCCCGGGCAGUGGCGGCUGGGGUCAGGUUACUGACACCCUGCCCCCCGUCAGCCUGGGCAGUGGCGGCUGGGGUCAGGUUACUGACACCCUGCCCCCCGUCAGCCUGGGCAGUGGAAGCUGGGGUCAGGUUACUGACACCCUGCCCCCUGUCAGCCUGGGCAGUGGCUGGGGUCAGGUUGACACCCUGCCCCCCGUCAGCCUGGGCAGUGGCGGCUGGGGUCAGGUUACUGACACCCUGCCCCCCGUCAGCCCGGGCAGUGGAGGCUGGGGUCAGGUCACUGACGCCCUGCCCCCCGUCAGCCCGGGCAGUGGAAGCUGGGGUCAGGUUACUGACACCCUGCCCCCCGUCAGCCUGGGCAGUGGCGGCUGGGGUCAGGUUACUGACACCCUGCCCCCCGUCAGCCCGGGCAGUGGAAGCUGGGGUCAGGUUACUGACACCCUGCCCCCCGUCAGCCUGGGCAGUGGAAGCUGGGGUCAGGUUACUGACACCCUGCCCCCCCCGGGCAGUGGAAGCUGGGGUCAGGUUACUGACACCCUGCCCCCCGUCAGCCCGGGCAGUGGAAGCUGGGGUCAGGUUACUGACACCCUGCCCCCCGUCAGCCUGGGCAGUGGAAGCUGA
Eriocheir sinensis (Chinese mitten crab) is the source of this 1239-nucleotide messenger RNA. Its product is annotated as nuclear pore complex protein Nup98-Nup96-like. The coding region runs from base 1 to 1239 and encodes 412 amino acids. The record is from RefSeq and is a predicted model, not a curated record. The transcript is spliced from 4 exons. Lineage: Eukaryota; Metazoa; Arthropoda; Malacostraca; Decapoda; Varunidae.